AUGUCUUAUAUCAAAACCAGUGAUGUAUUCAACUCAGUUCAACAACUACCACCAGAUGCUUUAUUCAAUUUAAAAGCUAGAUUAAGUAAAGACCCUAGACCAUUAAAAGUCGAUUUGGGUAUUGGUGCCUACAGAGAUAAUAACGGGAAACCAUGGGUUUUACCUAGUGUCGUUAAGGCCGAAAAGCUUAUUACUUCUGAUCCAAACUACAAUCAUGAGUACCUAGGCAUUUCAGGGUUGCCCCAAUUAACUAAGGCUGCUGCUAAAACCAUUAUUGGACACGCUAAUUUUGAUCACGACAGAAUUAUUUCUGUCCAAAGUUUAAGUGGAACAGGUGCUUUACAUAUUGCCUCUAAAUUUUUGAGUAUUAUUCCAACGACCAAAUCCAAAACUGUUUAUAUUAGUGAUCCGACUUGGAUUAACCAUGUCAAUAUUUUUGAAAAUGAGGGAUUUAAGGUUGAAAAAUAUCCUUAUUGGGAUUAUGAAAACAAAUGCUUAAACUUUGAUGCCAUGUUAAGUUACUUUCAAAGUAUUGAAAAUGGCGGGAUUAUUUUAUUACACGCUUGUGCGCAUAAUCCAACUGGUAUGGAUCCAACUGAAACACAAUGGAGACAAAUUUUGGAUGUGAUGCACGAAAAAGAUCACUUUGUCUUGUUUGAUAGUGCUUACCAAGGGUUUGCUUCUGGCUCUUUGGAAAAAGAUGCGUUUGCUAUCAGAUUGGCCGUCAAUGAAAAGUUACGUGACUCUUGUUUAUUGAUUUGUCAAUCCUUUGCCAAGAAUGUCGGCAUGUAUGGGGAACGUGUUGGGUGUUUCCACGUUGUUUUGCCAGAAGGCGGUAAUCCAUCUGUUAGCACUUCUGUUUUGAGUCACUUAAAUAAAAUUACUAGAAGUGAAGUCUCAAAUCCACCAGCCUAUGGUGCUAAGAUUGUUUCUACUAUAUUAACAAAUGAAGAAUUGACCAAUCAAUGGCAUAAAGACUUGAUUACCAUGUCCGGCAGGAUUAAGGAGAUGAGAUAUAAGUUAAGAGAUCAUUUAGUCACUUUAAAGACCCCUGGUAAUUGGGACCACAUUGUUCAGCAGUGCGGUAUGUUUUCGUUUACUGGAUUAAAUAGCGAAAUGGCCCAAAGAUUAGAAAAAAAACAUGCUGUUUAUAUUACAGGUAACGGAAGAGCUUCGAUUGCUGGGUUGAAUGAAGGAAACGUGGAAUAUGUCGCCAAAGCUAUUGACGAAGUUGUUAGACAUUUCCAAGAACAAUCCAAGUUGUAA
Messenger RNA from Saccharomycodes ludwigii, 1266 nucleotides. RefSeq names its product aspartate transaminase AAT2 (gene AAT2). Lineage: Eukaryota; Fungi; Ascomycota; Saccharomycetes; Saccharomycodales; Saccharomycodaceae. Gene Ontology annotation, molecular function: pyridoxal phosphate binding; L-aspartate:2-oxoglutarate transaminase activity. The transcript has a single exon. Bases 1 to 1266 code for a protein of 421 amino acids. The record is from RefSeq and is a predicted model, not a curated record. Gene Ontology annotation, cellular component: cytosol. Gene Ontology annotation, biological process: L-aspartate biosynthetic process.